Molecule: messenger RNA, 1033 nt
Organism: Caenorhabditis angaria
Lineage: Eukaryota; Metazoa; Nematoda; Chromadorea; Rhabditida; Rhabditidae
Source: the annotation of a GenBank genome assembly
AUGAACUCGAAUAUAAGCAAUCCUCAUACUGUUUAUGAAAAUGUAAGUUUUUAGUUUAGUUUUUCCUGGUUUUUCGAACUCAAUAAAUAUUUUGAAAAACCUUUUAGGCAGAAAACUAUUGGUCGAGAUGCAGUCAAGAUGUUGAUGGAAUGCUUGGUGGCUUUGCAAAACUCCAUCAACCAGACAUCCUGUUGUCCAAAACAUUCUUGAACAAUCUGAAAAAGAAGGGAAUCGCUGAGAACUUUGACUAUGCUUUGGAUUGUGGAGCUGGAAUUGGAAGAGUCACUAAACAUCUUUUGAUGCCAUUCUUCAAAACUGUUGAUAUGGUUGAUGUUAUUGAGGAGUUGAUCGUCAGAAGUUCAGAGUAUAUUGGAACUGAUGAUGGGAUUGGUGAGAAGUUUGUGGAGGGACUUCAGACUUUUGAACCACCAUUGGGAAAAUAUGAUAUGAUUUGGAUUCAAUGGGUCAGUGGACAUUUGACAGAUGAUGACUUGAAGGAGUUUUUCCAAAGAUGCAUCGUGAGUUUUUGAUUGGUUUGAGAAAAAAAGAAAUUGUGUGAAUUUGGAGAGUUAUUCUAACUAUGAAAGUGGAGAGGUUUUCGAAAAAUGAAUUUUGAUGCUUAUCCAGAAAAUUCGAUGUUUCAAUAUAACUUCAUUAGAAUUGUCUAACCAUUUCUAACUUCAAUGUAGCCAUUUUUACACAAUUCGAAACUGACAGCAAAAGAAAGGACUUGGUGAAAAAUAUAUCAAAAAAUUUAAAUAAUGUGCCUAUUUAUAUUCCAACAUAUUUUCAGAAAGGAAUCAAACCACAAGGAACAAUUUGUCUCAAAGACAAUGUGGUAAACACCGCAAAUCCAUUAUUUGACAGCGAAGAUAACAGCUGGACUCGUCCGGAAGACUUGGUUCUUGAAAUUGCAGAUGCUGCUGGUUUGCGAUUGGUAGCGAAAAAUCUUCAAACCGGGUUCCCAAAAGAAAUGUAUCCCGUGAAAAUGUUUGCUUUCAAACCAAAAAAUCCAGUUACUGAAGAUGAUUGA